This is a messenger RNA of Laetiporus sulphureus 93-53, 2784 nucleotides long. RefSeq lists its product as uncharacterized. The transcript has 2 exons. The record is from RefSeq and is a predicted model, not a curated record. NCBI's taxonomy places the organism in Eukaryota, Fungi, Basidiomycota, Agaricomycetes, Polyporales, Laetiporaceae. Bases 1 to 2784 code for a protein of 927 amino acids.
AUGUCGUCUGCUCAUCCCCAUAUCGUAGGCGCCGUCACAGACGCGAGCCCUCUUUCUCCGGAGGACGACGACGACGACAUAUGUCCGGUCUGCGAGAGCGAAUGCACCUGUCAGAACAGAGCUGCUCCCACUCAGAGCAGCACAAACAACGCAUCCAUAGCUUCGGCUCGCUCUACGCUUACUUCGAACGCCUCUACCGCGAGCGGCUCAGCGACGACUACUUCCUUAAAAAUCAAGUUGACCCUUCCCCCCAGUCUAAAAUUCGGCAGGCGGGCGACCACAGGUCCUGUCGGGACAGGCGUCAGCGGAGUGCAGCAACGCACGCUGCUAAGCUCGUCUCCACCCAACCCGUACGAUGGUCCAGCGAGUUCCGUUUUUACAGGCACCAAUGCCCAUCUUUUGGCGGCCAGUGUCCUGAAUCGCACUGCUCCCAAACGCAGAGGCCGCCCUCCCAAGGCGAUCGCUGCCUCACGAGAAGAAGCAAAAGCACCGUUAUUAGCGUCGCGUCAAGGCUCGAUAAAUGGAAUCGCAGAGUCAGACGACACUCACGGCUCUUCCUCGUAUCGCGGUGGAAAGGCAGGAAAGGGCAAGCAAGUUGGCACGCACCUCGCGGCGAAGAAGAACCUUGCGGUUAUAAGAAGCGGCCAGAAGCACAAGGGCAAAACCACGAUCGGCCGUAAAGCGUCUGCUCCGAAGUAUGUCAAGAACCCGAUCAAGUCAUUCAGCGAUGAUGCGCAUUCCGAGAGGUUCCCAACAUUCGUCUCUGCCGCAUCAACGUCGUCGCAUACAAGUUCAUCAGAUUCGUCUGGUAGCGACUCGGACCUGUCUUCUCUGGACUCGGAGGUUCACGAAGAGACACUGUCAUUGCGACGCGGUGAGUUCACGAAGGGCGAAAACAGACGAGUUUCGAACGAGGGGAAAAGACAUGAUCAUGCGAGUAGCAGUUGGGAGAUUCGGCCGAGACAGAGCAGUGUGGGACUGGACGAAGAGGACGCUGAUAUUGAUAGCAGCGCAAGCAGCGGUGACCAUGAAGACAGCGAGACCGACAGUGAAAGUGAUGUUGCUGACGAUGCGGAUGAGGAUGCGGACACAGAGGGUGGUGGAUUGGAGGAUGUCGACGACGACGAUACAAGCAGCCGAAUCGGGGUGACUUUCGGCGACGGAGGACCCGGCUGGAGCGAUGAUGAAGAGUCGUCUCUCGAUGCCGAUCUGUUCUUCGCCAAUUUGGAUGAUUCGUCUUCCGAAUCUGAGUCCUCGCCGGGGAUGCAUGUCCACGAUCCAUUUGACCCCUGGUCGGAUUCCGAGCCUGCAAGUUCGAUGUCCGCUGAUGAGGAGGACGCUCUGUUUCUCAUGGACAUCGAUCCGUCCGUGCAAGUGCGUCGGGCGCCGGGCGAGUUCGAGUUCGGCUUGGAGCUCGACGGUCUCUCUUUUGGCUGGGAUGGCCACAUCCCCAUGAGCAAUACCACAUCGCAGAACCUCUUCGAUCUCGGUCUCGGACUACAAGCAGCUGACGGGGACGUGGAUAUGCAAAACAGCCGAGAAGAUGACACUCAGUCUGAGUCGGGCGGCUCCGAGACAGUGGACGACAUGCUUCUGAAGGAAACAGACGGUGAGACCACCGAGGAUGAGCUUGUCGACUCGGACGGUUUGCCUAAUUCCCGUGCGAUGAUGCUGUUCCGCUGGCCGACUACUGUCUCGGCUAUCGACCCUCUCUCCACAGUCGGUACCAUUCCCAGCUCUCCGGAGCUGCCCCCAAAUGCCUCAGAAAGUGUCCGUAUCGCUCUUGCGUCCUUUCCGGCCAAGCAGACGGCCUCUGCGCCUACUCCCGCAGACAUCCUCUCUGGCAGGAUUUCAUUAGAGGAUUUGGAGGAUAUGGAGAUGGAGAAGUCUGCAGGAAGGUCUUAUACGCCGUUUAGGAAACAUGCCAGUGGUGCCCCUGCGAUGGGAGAAUUCAAUCCUGUAGCGCAUAGCGAGCAUGCUUCCGCUGUCAUCGACGGGAAAGGGGGAUGCGUCCCGAGCCCAUUUCCAAGGUCACAAGCACUUGCCAAGCGCCGCAGGAAGCGUCUCGAAGCGGAUUGUAAUGGGUCUGGUUCUGGCGCUGUUGAUCCGCCCUCUGAGUCGGCUCUCUCAUCAACCCAAUCCUCUGAUGAGACGUUUACUCAGUCACAAGUGCCGACGUCAGAGGCUCCGUCCACUGAUGCGAUCGACCUUGACGACGUGCUGGAUCCGUCCUUCCUCGACCCUGAGCCGAUCGGUUAUGAGCACGAUACCCAGUCAUUUGGUCAACUGGCGAUGGCCAGCAGCGUCGGGAACGGUGCUUUGAUUCGGAAUUUGAGCCGCUGGGACCGCAUUCCAAUGGCGACUUUCCGACGCACUCGUGAAAGUGCCAUCGCUUCCAACAUGGAAGGCUCUGCUUCCGAUACUGGACUCAGUGUGUUUGGUGGCAUGAGCUCGCUCAGCGCUAUGCUCGCGCAAUCCAAGCCGAACGACAAGAAAUCCCGCAGGCACUCCAAGAGCAAAAGCACAGUCCAAAAUGAUCUCCUGACGCGUGACGGAGAUCGUACGCCGACCCCCUCUUCUGGUCAUCAAGCGUACAAAGCGUCAAAGAAGGAACUACGCAGGGAAAAAGCAAUGAUGAAACGCAAGAUGAUGGCAAAGCCGGCUCAGUACCGCCACCAGCAGCCUCAUCGCACGCAUCAUCACCAUCCCAACCACAAAUCUCGUGCUGCGAGUUCCAUGCAACGCGGCAGUGGAAACUCCUCUGGGCCGUCUUUUGGCUUAUGA